Messenger RNA from Sitodiplosis mosellana (orange wheat blossom midge), 2252 nucleotides. Its product is annotated as pickpocket protein 28-like. Gene Ontology annotation, molecular function: ligand-gated sodium channel activity. Lineage: Eukaryota; Metazoa; Arthropoda; Insecta; Diptera; Cecidomyiidae. Gene Ontology annotation, cellular component: membrane. The coding region runs from base 300 to 2147 and encodes 615 amino acids. Gene Ontology annotation, biological process: sodium ion transmembrane transport. The record is from RefSeq and is a predicted model, not a curated record. The transcript has a single exon.
GAUUUCGAAAUCGAUCAACUUUAUUUGAAAGUGAUUUUUGAGAAAAAGUUGAAAUUCGUCUAAUAUGAAGCAUUUGUGGUUGACAGCCAUGUGGUUUCGAAUGCAUUUGAUAGUUUUUGGGUGAUUGUGAAUGAAAAAAACUUAAAAUUAAAGAAUUCGAAGAAAACGGAAAUUACCGAAGGAUACACAAAUCAACUCGAUGAAAUAAAAUCAAUCAAAAGCCAGACCAAAUUCCGAUCAGAAUCAAAUUAGUAAUAAAAACGAAAUUAAUUACUUAAAAGCGAAAAAUAAAAAUAAAAAUGAAAACUAAAGAAAAAACGAAAUUCGCCGAUGAACAAACGAACAAUGAAAAAGAUAAUGAAAUGUCAUCGAUUGACAAAGAGGUGCCAUUGCCAUCGCAGCCGCAUCAGGGAAAUUCACGUUUGGCUGGUCUUGCGAGUCGUGUAAUGAAAAUGAAAAUGAAACGUCGCCAUUCUCGAUAUGAACGACCUAUUUAUGCGUUUUGGGAGCUCUUUUCGGAUUACAGUGAAUUUAGUACCAUUCACGGUGUCCGAUAUAUGGGCGAAAAGAAGCGCCACAUCACGGAGCGGCUGUGGUGGCUUUUUGUGGUAUUAUGUUCAAUAGUUGUGUGUUGUAUUCUUGUUUAUCAAACGUGGUUGAAGUGGCAAAACACUCCUGUUAUCGUGACAUUUAGUGAAGAAUCGACACCAGUUUACGAAAUCCCCUUCCCAACAGUAACAAUAUGUACGGAUAUAAAAAUGAAACAAACGAAAUUGAAUUUCACCGAUGUGUGGCACAAACUCAAUAAGGAUGGCUACAAAAAUGCGACCAUAAAAUCGGAAGAUUUACAAAUGAUACAUUCAUUGAGCCCGAUAUGUCAGCACAUGCCAGCACAUUUUGAGGAAUAUAUUAAACUUAGCGGCCUAAUUAACGAAACGGAUUCCGAUGCACGAUUUUUUACGAAUGCCAAACAAGUUGCGCCAUCGUUGAAUGAAAUAUUGUUUCGGUGUACAUGGCACCGCCAAGAUGUAAACUGCUCCGAUAUCUUCAAUGAAGUUUUAACCGAUGAAGGGAUUUGCUUCGCUUUUAACUAUCACAAUGCAUCCGAAAUAUACAAUGAACAUAUGCUCGACAAAAGCUACCAUGUCACGCGACACAAUAAAAAAUCGGGCUAUUGGAAUGGCUUAAAGGUGCCGAAUAUGACCGAAUCCGAUAUUUAUCCGUAUCGUGUGUUAAGCGGUAGCGAAGGUCUUCGCGUUGAUUUACGUUUGUUUGAGUUUGAUAUCGACUACGUGUGCAGUGGGCCGGUACAAAGUUUCAAAAUCCUACUGCAUUCAGCGGAUGAAGUGCCACAAAUGAAGAAAUACUAUUAUCGAAUUCCGUUGGACCAUGAUACCGUUAUGGCCGUUCGACCAAAUAUUAUGAACACCACCGAACGACUGAUUGAAAACUACAAUCACAAAGAACGUAAAUGCAUUGUUGGAGGCGUUGAAAAGCAGCUAAUCUUCUUUAAAAAAUACACCCAAAGAAAUUGCCAAUUGGAUAAUUUAGCGUUUCGAACAACAGCUAAAUGUAAAUGUGUUACAUUUGCGAUGCCUCGACUGCCGAACAUCCCGAUUUGUCGGAAACCGUCCCAAUUGCAAUGCGUCAAAACGGUGGAAAACUCACUGAUGCAACAGAUUUUGAAUAAAACGGCCAUUAGCUACAAUUGUCUUCCCGCUUGCCGUUCAGUUUCCUACGAUGCCGAAAUCUCAAUGGCUCGACUCGAUCGAUACAAUCAUCAACGGGCAAUGGGACAAGGCGGAAAAUUACAACGAAAGAGACGUUACACUCGCGUUUUUAUAUCGUUCAAAGACGAGCAAUUCUUUUCAAGUCGUCGCGCUGAAGUCUACACAACGAUCGAUUUCAUUGCCAAUUGUGGAGGUAUUUUGGGUUUAUUCAUGGGAAUUUCCAUUCUUAGUAUUGUUGAAAUUGUGUAUUUCUCAACACUUCGUCUCGGAUGCAGUCUUCGCAAGAGAAGACAAAACAAACAACGACGCUUGCAACAGUUAAAAAUACUCGACGAAAUGAAUGCCGGCGAACAAAACGAACAAAACGAACAAAAUAACCAUAGCGACUAUGAUAAUUUACCAGAAAUGACCUACUGAACACGCACACUACCAUUCCCUUCACCAUAAUUUUUUGAUUUAUUGUUAAAAAAAAAUUUCAACGAAAUAUACAAGUUAUUACCUUUCCAUUUAUGUACGAGCAUA